Drosophila navojoa is the source of this 3906-nucleotide messenger RNA. Its product is annotated as prominin-like protein. Lineage: Eukaryota; Metazoa; Arthropoda; Insecta; Diptera; Drosophilidae. Gene Ontology annotation, cellular component: membrane. The record is from RefSeq and is a predicted model, not a curated record.
CAUCUCUAGUAGUUGUCGUGGGAUACGCGCGUCGAGACGGACGUUCGGCGGCGUCUACGUUCUGGUGGAAAUUGCGAUAAUUGUCGUUGGUUUAAUUAAAAAAAGUUGUCGCGCUGACGCAUGAAAUGGAUGGCAAGUGGAACAGCCAAAGCAGGAGCCAAGCGUGUUAGGAGCAGCAUUUAAGCAACAUUUUUAGUGUAGACACUGAUACGGACGGACGGCUACAGCAUGGCCAAUGCUCCAAUUCCAGCUCCAGCGCCAGUCGAAAAGCAGAUGUUAAAGUCCACAAAGCAAAUUACCUUGGCAAUAUGCAGUCUCAGCCUGAUCAUGUUUGGCUUUGCCUUCAGCCCCACUCAUGCAGCUGGCGAGGUAGACGAUGCGAAGGGGCCGUGGCAUGUAGCGACAGCCCACGAGAAGAGUGGACAGCUACACUUUGCCACGGCUGAAUUCACUGAAUACAAAUCAAAGGCCAACUAUACCAAAGAUCCGAAAUUCUCAACAAAAGCAAUGGAUCCCGUUUACAACUUCACACGCUACUUGUUCGAUAUUAUUUUACCGGAUGAGGCCGCGGUGCCGCCUGGCUAUAUUGUUGUCAAGGGCGAGAACACCUUGGCCCUGGGACCGAAGGUUGAAGACAUUGAUUGGCGGGAGCUUUUUAUGCAAUACUGGAUAGUGCUCAUCUGUGUUGGCAUUCUGGCCUUCUUGGCUGUCAUUAUGCCUAUCGUAGCCGUAUGCUAUUGCUGCUUCUGCUGCUGUCGUCGCUGCAAGGAGGGUUGCCCGCCGUGCGACAGCCAAAAGGAUGCUCGCAAGCGCUGCUGCUGCGGACUGUUGCUGCUCCUACUAAUCAUUGGAAUACUCUUUGGUGUCAUUAUAGCCUUUGCCACCAAUCGGUUGCUCGAUCGUGGCUUAGAGGAGACCACAGAUACAAUGCGGCGCGGCAGCCAGGAUACGAGUACCUAUCUCAAAGAUGUCUCGGAUCAUAUCAAUCAUCUGCUUGUAAAUAACUAUGGAGAAAUGGACAAACAUCUGAGCGACAUGCUAACAAAUGCUCACACUCACAUAUUCCUGGAUCUAAUGGACGCCUCUGAGGCGAAUGCGGUUUAUGAUUUGAAGCGCAUAUUAGAGAACAUGGAAGAGGCACACAAGCUGAUACAAGAAGUGGAUAAAUUGGAAAAGGAUUUGCGAUUCUAUGGCACACAGCUAAGAGAUGGUUUGCGUGGCGUUAAACGUGAUGUUAACUACGCCUGUGCCGUGCUCUGUGGCAAUCGGGAAUGUCUGCACUUUUUGAAGAAGACGGAGAUUGAAUUCCUGGACAGCUCAAAGUGUUUGCAAUAUGAAGAGCUGCCAGACACGUCUCAAUACUCAAAGGCCAUGGAGUUGAUAAUAGCCAAAAACAGUGGCAAAACAGCUAAAGAAGUUAUAGAUCGUUUGCAGCAUGUGGGCAAGCGUAUCAAGUCUGGCAUCGAUCCACUUAUACCACCGAUAAUUCGUGACAUACACAACGGACAGGAACAAUUCCGCAAUCAGGCAACGAACGUACGCAACAUAAUCGAUUCGGCCAUAGGCAGCAUACAUUCCAAUACUGUCGAGGUGACCAAGACCUUUGAUGAUGUAUACGAUACAUUUGGAGCCGACCGAAGCAUUAUCAAUGUGAUUGUUUGCUUUGUGUUGUUGAUUAUUCUCCUAUUUCUGAUAAUUGCUCUGAUUUGCGGCUGCUGUGGACGUCGUCGUCGUGGCUAUCGCGAUGAUUGCUGCAGCAAGGGCACAGGUGCCUCAUGUCUGCUACUUGCCAUGCUAUUGAUAUUCUGCGUAUUCUCUGUCAUCGUUAUGGUUGGCCUAACUUACUUUGUCUUGGGCGUCGUCAGCUAUCAGGGCGCUUGUGCUCCGCUCAGAGAUCAGGAAUCGAAUGCCUUGUUCCGUCAGCUCAACUCACUUAUAGAUCUCAAUCGUAGUUUGCCAAAGAGCGAGCACAAGUCGACGAAGCCCCUACGCAUUUCGAACGUCAUCAAAGCCUGCCAGGCUGAUCACUCCAUAUUCAAACUUCUGCAAGAUAACGAUUUAUAUGACAUUGAUAAUCUGGUGCGCGUGAAGGUGAUUAGCGAUACGCCGUCAGUGCCAAUUUUGUUGGCUAAUUUGGAUAACUUCACAAUACUUACGGAUAAGGACAAGCGGGAUCUCGAGCUGCUGCGCAACAGCAAUUUGUCCAGCUAUCACAGCAAGAAGUUUACGGAUCAUAUGUGCAAUCAGUUAACACCUGUCGAUCUGCCCACCAUUGCCAAUCAGCUGAAGGAGUUCCGCACCAGCCUUUGGACUCAAUGGGGCAUUUAUGAUUGGGCCAGAACAUCGCUGUACAAUGAGGCCUACAACCUGCAAAGAUAUCACGAUGAAUUUGUUGAUAAAAUCAAAACAAUAAUUAGCAAAAUGACCGAGAAACUAUUAAAGAUUGACGAAUUGAUAUUGUAUAAGGGAAAUGCAUUCGGCGAAUCCAUCAAGCAACUUCACGAAUCAACGGAGCGCUCAGAGAUCUUCCUCAGAGAUCAUGGCCAGGAAUACGUCAGUGGACUGCGUGAAAACCUGACUAGCUAUAUUAAGGAACAGGUCGUACACUAUAUGGAAAUGGUGGUAGAGAAAAGCCAUGCAAAUGUUGGCAGAUGCGCUCCCCUAGCAAAGGUCUAUGAUCGAAGUGUGGAUCUGAUUUGUCAUCGUCUAGUCGAUCCAAUGAAUGGUUUCUGGGUGGGCGUGUUGCUGUGUGCCGUGCUCUUCCUGCCCGUACUCUUUGUGGCCCAUCGCUUGCUGUGCCUCUACAAGAAGAUUGAUCCGUAUUCGGCGCCACCUGUAGCUAUAGUCGAGGGCGGCAGCGACUAUCUGUAUGAUGCCUAUAGCGAGCGCGAUCGCGAACAUGUGCCACUGGCCAAUGUGCCAAAGAAGCGACGCAAGGCCUACGAUCGAAGACGCGAACAGCAGGAAUACUAUGAGGAUGCAUCGCCGAGUGUGUCGCGUGGGGCACGCUCCAAUGGCGGCGGCGGUGGUGGCGGUGGUGUUGACGGAGCUGCUGGCAGCAGCAAUAUGCGCUAUAACGAUGUGGCACCCACACAUUGGGACCACGAACCGCCGCGCUAUCACAAUCCACCCGUGGCACCACCAUCAUCCGAAUACGAGCGACCUCCGCCGUAUUAUUAUCCGGGUGCUUCUGAUCAGGAUUAGAUACCGGAUGAAUUCAUUCAAGAACUUUGUUGGGAUGGCUUUAAUAGAAGAGAAGGGAAGGGAAGUGAAGUGGAUUGGAAUCGAUGGCAUGAAUGACGCAUGAAUUUCAUUUUGACAACAAAAACAACAACCCAAUUUUACUGAGACUGUAAUUUUAGUUGAGAAGUUAGUUUUUUAUUUAGAGUUAUGUAAUUUGUAGCAUCACAAGUGAGUUAAUAUCUUAUAUAUAUACAAAUAUAUAUAUAUAUAUAUAUGCGUUUCUUUCGAACUGUAUCAGACGAUCUGCCAGCGCGUGGAAUGUGAGUUGUAGUUGGCGCGGAAUAUAGUAAAGAUUAGAUUAUAAGCACGGAUCGAGACAAACAUAAUUCACAUAGUCCCCUACAUAUAUAUAUAAAUAUAUUGUUUAAAGUUUAACACAUUGAAAAUGUUGCCAAAAGAAAAGCGAGCGUGAAAAGUUUGAUGGAAUAAAAGCAAUGCAUUGGGUUGAUAAACGAUGGAUGUAUAUGCACAGCUAAAGCAUUUAAUAAGUUUAAUGUUUAGAACAAACAACAUAAAAAAAACAACAACAUGAAGACCACAAAAAUAUCCCAACAAAACUUAAAAGAGAAUAACUGAACAAUUCUCACACAGCUUUGAGCAAGGAAUCUCCCUUGACAGUAUCUCAUAAAUGCACAAUAUAAUCAAUAUACAAGCAAAAAAGAA